CCCCGCCCCUUCCGGCGGCGGCGGCGGCGGCGAUGGCGGUGCCGGUGCCGGCGGAGGCGGGGGCAGGCCGGCAGCGGGCCCUGGCCGUCGGCUCGCCCGUGGACUACAUGAGCAUCACCAGCUUCCCCCGGCUACCGGAGGAGGAGGCGGGCGGCGCGGCGGAGGGCGGCCUCCGCGCCCGGAAGGAGGAGGACGCGUUCCUGGGCGAGCAGGACACGGACCCGGACUCCUUCCUGAAGUCGGCACGUCUCCAGCGUCUGCCCUCAUCCUCAUCAGAGAUGGGAAGCCAGGACGUGUCCCCUCUCCAGGAGACAAGCAAGGACCCUUUUUCUGGAGACUGCAGCUGCCAGCAGGAUGGGCUGACUGUGAUCAUCACUGCCUGCCUGACCUUCGCCACGGGCGUCACAGUGGCCCUGAUUAUGCAGAUCUAUUUUGGGGACUCUCAGAUCUUCCACCGCGGUGCCGUGGUCACGGACGCUGCCCGCUGCACUGCCCUCGGCAUAGAGGUGCUCAACAAGCAGGGCUCCUCGGUGGAUGCGGCCAUCGCCUCGGCCCUCUGUGCAGGGAUCGUCAACCCCCACACGUCAGGGAUCGGCGGGGGUGGGGUGAUGCUGGUCCACGACAUCCGGAAGAACAGGAGCUGGGUGAUAGACUUCCGCGAGGUGGCUCCCAUGGGCGUCCCACUGGAGUGGGACCUGCAGAAGGACGCCAAGCCAGGUCUGCUCGUGGGGGUGCCAGGCAUGAUACAAGGAAUGCACCAGGCACACCAGUUAAAUGGGAGGCUCACCUGGUCCGAGCUGCUGGGCCUCGCAGCCCGUGUCGCCCAGGAUGGGUUUAAUGUCACACAUGAUUUGGCUAAAGCCAUAAGUGAACUGAAGGACCUGAACUACUCAGACAAAUUUCGGGAGGUCUUUCUGCCGGAGGGCCAGCCCUUGCUGCCCGGUAUGUUCGUCAGGCGCCUGGACCUCGCGGCCGUCCUGGAGCUGGUGGGGGCAGAAGGGGUGUCAGCUUUCUACAGUGGAAACUUGACCCAGGAGAUAAUCUCCGAGGUCCACAACAACGGAGGAGUCUUGGUGGAGGAAGACUUCAGCAAUUACAGUGUCACAGUGGAGAAUCCUGUCCACACAGUCUAUCGAGGUCAUCUUGUUUUCAGUCCCCCACCUCCACACGCAGGUCCUGCACUGAUCACAGCACUGAACAUCCUUGAGGGCUUUAACAUCACAAGUCAAGUAUCCAGGGGGAAUAUCUUGCACUGGAUGGCAGAGACAUUAAAAAUAGCCCUGAGUCUAGCUAGCAACCUGGGAGACCCAUCUGAUGAUGUGUCCGUCACUCACACUGCAGAAGGCAUGGUGAGUAAAUCAGAAGCUAAUUCUCUGCGCCAGCUGAUUAAUGACUCCCAGUCCUUCUUGUCUGAUCUCCGCAUGCCUCACUUCUCCAUGGAGAGUGGACCUGCUGCUAGCCAGGUCCUUGUCAUGGGACCUGAUGACUUCAUUGUUGCGGUUGUAAGUUCUUUGAAUCGUCCCUUUGGCAGUGGAAUAAUAACAUCCUCUGGAGUCCUCCUGAACAGCCAGAUGUUAGACUUCUCCUGGCAAAAUAAAACAACAAACCACUCGAUUCCCAGGCCGCAAAAUCUCAUUCAGCCUCAGAAACGGCCCCUGUCUUUCCUGUUGCCCACCAUCGUGAGACCAUCUGAGGGGAUGUGUGGGACAUACCUGUGUCUGGGAGCUAACAACGGAGACAAAGCUUUGAGCAGCAUUGUUCAGGUUUUGGUAAAUGUUUUAACAUUUAACAAGAAUCUGAGUGAAAGUUUGUCACUUGGUCGACUUCAUCCACAGCUUCAGUCCAACACCUUGCAGGUUGACAGUGAGUUUCCUGAAGACGAUAUUGAACUUCUUGUAGCCCGGGGCCAUCACGUGGAUAAAGUCAAAGUGGUCGCCCUAGUUCAUGGGGCCAGGAGAACCAACAGUUUCAUCAUUGGACUGAAGGACCCCCGGAGCGUGGAUGCUGCCGGAGCCACAAUAUUGUAGCACCUCCCAGAUGACGUGUCACUGAACAAGGCUUAGACAAAUCAGCCCAAGUGGUGUGUGUGUGUUCUGAAAUGGCCCCUGCUCCAUUCCCGGGGCAGGAGCUCCACUCACACGCAACUGAGUAGACUUUCUAUAUUCCCCACCCAGGAUGACACCAGAGGAGUUAGCAGCACCAACAUACAGCAUUGUGGGUUUUUUUCUUUUAUUUUUAAAUGAUUUGAAUUACAAGAAGCCCAGGCCUUGUUGCAGGAAUGCAGGGAGCACACUUUUCUUUUGGCAGAGUCUUGUUACUAAUUCAGUCUUUUCAAAAGCCCAAUUCUAGCCAACAUCUUAAUUUUAGUGAGUAGGAGCAUUAGCAAAGGAAAAAAAACAGCUGCUGAUGAUACUGUCAUCUUCAUCUCCCUGUCUUUCCCAAGUUUAUUCUUUGCCUCUUUUGUAAGCCAGUAAUUAAUACAGCCUAGCCUAGUGUUUGUAGGUGCCUGUAGCUCGAAUGUCAGGGAGUCCUUUAAUACUCCAGAUGGGCCAUCUGAUUUUUACCAGCAUGCAGCCUCCUGUGUUAAUUCCUUUUCUCACAUCGCUACAUACCUUCAAUUUCAGGAGUAAAUAUUUUGAAUCAAGUCACUGUGCAGAUUCACCGGCAGUCUGAUUUUGUAACCAGAGCAAUGGUUUUCAACUUCUAAGAACUUGUGGACCCUGCAAUAGUGUUCUUAGAGAGGUUCAGCCUCCUCCAUGGUGAAUUUAAGCUUAGUGGUAAUGGGGUUAAUUCUCUUAGAUACUUUUUGGAGGUAUCUUAGCAGUACUCCACAGACUUGUGAAAAUCUACAGACCUAUAAAAAUCCACAGUCCACGGUCUAAAGACCACAUGGAGAGCAUUUAGGUAGGUUCAGAACUUUCCUUACACCACUUUAUCUUGAUCUGCUCUGAAAGCUUGAAUCAUGUAAUCCCUACAGAGAGGCUUGGGAUUUUCUGCUUACUAAAUUCAAGCCUGUACUUCUGCUCUGUAUUUUGAUACUGGUGGUUCUAUUGGAAAAGCUGAAGAGAGUGAGAGGGAAGGUACAAACCAAACCAAACACUACUGAGAUAAUUUUCUGUCCGCAGCAUGUAGCGCAAAUAUAUAUAUAUAAGAAUAUAUAUAUAAAAAAGAACAUAUAUAUAAAAUAUAUAUAUAAUACAUAUGUAAGUAUACUUCUGCAUUCCUUGUCUGAAGUAGAGUGAAGAAAUAAUACCCCAACUGACAGCUGCACCACUUCAUUCAACCCACAUUUGGACGUUUCCUUCUCUUUUUACUAGUAAGUUAGACAGAGACACCUGGCACUCAAAAACUCUGGAAUUUGAUCAUUUUCUGUGGUCUAAACUUUGACGAUUUCCUUCAUGGUGCAAAUGCAUCUAUGGCCACUGUACAUAUUAUAUAUGUAUGUCUGCUUAUGCUUGUCUUGGUCUUUCAUUUGAUGCUUACACCCGUUACUCCCAGCCUUCCUCCCGAGGGAGCCCCCAACACCCAUCUGUUUGUAACGCACCUUCUAACACUCGCUGCCAUUUGGCACGGGGAGUGUGUGGCUCCUUUGGAAGGCAGGCAGGGCACUACAGCGGAUAAUCCGACUAAUCAUUCCUGCCACCUGCCAGCUGAGGAUGUCCAAGCAUCUUACGUGGAGCCUUGCAUGCUGUGCCCAGGAAGGACAGAGAUGCUUUUAUGCUCCGCUGAAGCGCAGCCACCCGUGAGACGAGCACGGCAGCUACCUAGCAGACGGGAACAUCAGUGGUAUUUUCUGUUACAGAUGCAUCAGUGGCCUCAGCUGAGAGAUGAGGGAAGUACAACAUUGUCUUUAGGAAAUUUUCUUCUGUGCCACCACACUGCCCAUAAGGCAAGAGAGACUUUCUUCACCAUAGGGACAUCAAACCUACUUAUUGAUUUUUCUGUCAUCAGCACUAGAGCUGGCCACUGCCUGAAGUUGGAGCGUUCAUAAAGCUGUGUGUCCUGGAGCAGACCUCUUCAGGUUUCACGGGAAGGGACAGAUGCAGUUUUGUGCAUUGAACAAUGGUGGAAAUUUGGGGUUUCCUGGUAUGGUACAGCAGUGAUCUGUUCCUUGGGCACAGAAGUUUAGUGUGCAUAGCUGCAAAAUAAGUGGUCAAUUCAUCGUCGUUUCGGUACUUUGCAUGGCAUAUCACAAAACUCUUUGAAAUAUAAGAUUCCUCCUUAUUAACUGAAUUUGCCAACUCGCUUCUGAUGCUGGAAACUUUGUAUUCAUUUUCAAGUUAAAGACUCUGGUCUUGAUUCAAAAGGGCACUUAAACACCCCAAGGUACAAUUUCAAAGCAAUUAUUCAGAAUCUUAAAAUAAAGCAUGUUCCUAAGUA
Messenger RNA from Tyto alba (common barn owl), 4380 nucleotides. RefSeq names its product gamma-glutamyltransferase 7 (gene GGT7). Gene Ontology annotation, molecular function: glutathione gamma-glutamate hydrolase. The transcript has 15 exons. Bases 33 to 2027 code for a protein of 664 amino acids. NCBI's taxonomy places the organism in Eukaryota, Metazoa, Chordata, Aves, Strigiformes, Tytonidae. Gene Ontology annotation, cellular component: plasma membrane. The record is from RefSeq and is a predicted model, not a curated record. Gene Ontology annotation, biological process: glutathione catabolic process.